Molecule: messenger RNA, 2188 nt
Organism: Morone saxatilis (striped sea-bass)
Lineage: Eukaryota; Metazoa; Chordata; Actinopteri; Moronidae
Gene: hoga1
Product: 4-hydroxy-2-oxoglutarate aldolase 1
Exons: 7
Coding region: 390-1376 (328 amino acids)
Biological process (GO): N-acetylneuraminate catabolic process
Molecular function (GO): N-acetylneuraminate lyase activity; 4-hydroxy-tetrahydrodipicolinate synthase activity
Source: RefSeq, a predicted model, not a curated record
CCCUUGUUGCUGCUGGGCGGAGUUUUGUGUCUGUUGCAGCACUUUGCUAACACUGCGCGGUGUAAGUGGUUCUUUCUAACCCCUGACAGUCUCCUUAAUCAGCUGUAAGCUGACUGACAUUCUCUACCAGGAAAGUAAUCGUGUGAAAUGAAGAGAAAAGGCGCAUUUUGAGGCAGCAGCUGCGGUUACACAGCGAAACGUGGCUCUUGCGUCAGUCAGCUCGAGUAUUGGGACACUUUCAAAGUUGCUCAGAAAUCACAAAUUCCGGUCAAUAUUUACAAAAGCAGGUUAGUGAUUAACUGUGCUGGGUUGCAGCAGCUGCACACAGUCCCAGCACACAGUCCCAGCACACAGGCAGCGAGCAGCUCGGCCACUCAGUCCGCUUCACAAUGCUGUGCGUCCGGGCAUGGAGAGGUCUGAGUCCCCUGCGCACAGGAGCUCACCUGUCGGCAUGGAAACGAAGCCAGAGCUACACAGCGGCUGCUAACCUGGACCUCAGCGGGAUCUAUCCGCCCAUCGCCACCCCGUUUACCGCCGAGGAGCAGGUGGACUACAAGAAACUGGAGGGAAACCUGCAGAAAUAUGCCAAGAUAGCGUUCAAAGGUCUGGUGGUUCAGGGCUCCAACGGUGAGUAUCCGUACCUGACGGAGGAGGAGCGGGUGGAGGUGGUGAGGACGGUCAGACAGUCGCUGCCGGCGGACAAACUGCUGAUGGCCGGAUCAGGCUGUGAAUCCACGAGAGCCACAGUCCAGCUCUCGGAGAAGAUGGCGGCAGCCGGAGCCAACGCCGUCCUUGUAGUAACGCCCUGCUUCUACAAGGGCAAGAUGGACAGCCGCGCUCUGAUCCAGCACUUCACCAAGGUGGCGGACAGCAGCCCGGUGCCGGUGGUUCUGUACAGCGUGCCGGCCAACACGGGCCUGGAGCUGCCGCUGGACGCUGUGCUGCAGCUGUCUCAGCACCCAAACAUCCUGGGCCUGAAAGACAGCGGAGGAGACAUCACACGGAUCGGCCUGAUCGUUCACAAAACCAAAACGCAGGAUUUCCAGGUGUUGGCGGGCUCAGCAGGGUUUCUCAUGGCCGCCUACUGUGUCGGUGCAGUUGGCGGAGUGUGUGCGCUGGCUAACGUGCUAGGCCCGGAGCUGUGUGAGUUGGAGCGUCUGUGUGUGUCCGGUCGCUGGGAGGAAGCCAGAGUCCUGCAGCAGCGCCUCAUCGAGCCCAACGCAGCCGUGACCAGGAACUUAGGAGUUCCCGCCCUCAAGCAGGCGAUGGAGUGGUUUGGUUACCACGGCGGCGCCUGUCGAUCACCUCUUCAGCCGCUCACAGAGGCCGAGACGCAGCAGCUGAGGCGGGACUUCUCCUCCAAUGGCUGGCUGUGAGGUGACCUGGGCAGAGAGUGUGUGUGUGUGUGUGUUCACUUCACCUUUUAGCUGUUCCGUCCUUUCAUCUGUCAGAGGGGGGAAGAAUGCAAGAAUCUGCUGCUGCCUCACAGCCCUCCAUUAAUAUACCAAAAACCUAAUCAUCUUAUUCAGUUUAAAUAAAAUAUACACGUUAAGUUCACCUCACUCGUGGCUGCAUGCAGCAAUGCAGUGAGUGAUGUUUUAUAUCAUACUUUAUACUUUAGGCAAGGAGGUUCCAAAAUAAUUUAAAAUCCACGUUUUGUUGAAGUGUAUGCAGAAUGGUCUGCUUGGACUAAUUAAAAUUACAAUAAUCUGUAAUUAUACCAAUUGUGUUCAUUGCUAAAGUUUCCCUGCUGGACACAAGAUGUCUCCUUCCUUCACUGUGAAGUCCAUUCUCAGUGUCUGUGCUGGUGGAUCUCACUGUAGAAGUUGCAUACUGGACCAGGAUUGAUUUGAAGCCACAGAUUAUGCUCGUAGGCCCAGCCCCUUAAAAUCUGAUUAUCAGUGAGCUCAGAGAAACUUCCAUUUUUCAGUCAGAUGAAUGUAGAAACAUCUUUCUAGUGUCUUAUGUCACCCUUUUUGCAGACUGGAUGAUGGAUCAAUCAUUGUGUGCCACUGAACUGACAACUGCUGAAAAACGACGUUCUGUUCUUAUUCAUUCUUCUGUUUCCUUUACACUCAAACUAAUCACCACAAAGCUGUUAGUUCCGAAUAUUCAGUGAGGUCAGAGAAAUGUUGUGCAGUAAGUGUUGUAUGUGCACUUGUUUUGACAAUAAAACUGCAUUUUACUU